AUGAUGGGUCUGGGAAUUAUGCUCGCGACAUUCCUGGUUGCUUCAGUUACCCUGGCGACUGACCUUCCAGAUCCAUCUAGAUUAGCCCUUGAGCUCAAUGAAGACGAGUUUGAAGAUUAUUUGGACGCCUGGCUGAAACAGCAAGAACCAAGAUGGGCUAAUGUAUCAAUCGGUAAUGCUGCACCUCGCAAUGGCUGUACAUUUCGAAUUAACGGUGACUUUGGCCAGCCGCAACCGGUAUACAUCCGUAAGGGGACUUUCCUCCAACCUAACGGCAAUUCUGGUCAGGUCCACCUCAAUAAGGAUGAGCAAGUUACAAUUGCUUGUACUGGCCCAAGACGUAGAAUUAGCCAGCACACUGUUAUUGAUGACGUCGCAGUUGGAAGAGCAACGUGUGUAAACAAUAAUUUGGUAUCCGGCCGUGGCUGGUUAAACGGUAACAUAUCGUUCAACGAAUUGAUUUGCUCAGCUAACGCGAUUCACGAGGCUGAACCCACCAAUCACAGAUGUUAUGGGAAUAACCUGGUAAUACGGAUUGGCUUCAUCGUGAACAAUGUUUUCCAACAUCUGUAUUUUUCAUGCUUCAAUCAACAGCGCAUGGAAGUUUUAUACGUAUCCUACGAUCAGACCCCUGAAAAUACUAUUCAUCAAAGCGGUGUCAGCAGACCCAGUUUUGCGGCUGCUUCCUUCUUUCCCGGUGUUAAUGUUAACACCCUGUAUACCCAAGUUCGACAAAGGCAGACUAUUGCUGAGUUUGUUGGUCAAGCCCUAGCCGACAAGUACGUCACUAGUCGCCAGUUCCUGGCUCGAGGUCACCUUGCUGCUAAAACAGACUUUGUUUUCGCUACCGGUCAACGUGCAUCUUUCUACUUCAUCAAUGCUGCUCCUCAAUGGCAACCUUUCAAUGCUGGUAACUGGAACUCAUUGGAACAAAAUCUCCGUGCCCGUAUCGGAGCUGCUGGCUAUAGAACUAAAGUAUACACUGGAACAUUCGGUGUUACUCAACUGCGUGAUCAGAACAAUCGCCUUGUUAGCAUCUUUCUUGAUCGUCCUCACAACCGGAUUCCGGUGCCCCUAUACUAUUAUAAGGUGGUGUAUGAUGCAUCUCGUCUUCAAGGAACAGCUUUCGUAAGCAUUAACAAUCCCUACUACACAACUGAUGAAGUUCGUAACCUCACAUUCUGUACGGACCAUUGCCGAAAUAACAACGCCUUCAGCUGGCUCCGCUGGCAGCCUGACCGUAUUGAUAUCGGAUACAGCUUCUGCUGCACGAUCGAAGAUUUCAGGAGGACUGUCCCUCAUCUACCCUACAUGAAAACUACUGGUCUCCUAACAUAA
This is a messenger RNA of Arctia plantaginis, 1338 nucleotides long. The record is from the annotation of a GenBank genome assembly. Lineage: Eukaryota; Metazoa; Arthropoda; Insecta; Lepidoptera; Erebidae.